Molecule: messenger RNA, 5913 nt
Organism: Coturnix japonica (Japanese quail)
Lineage: Eukaryota; Metazoa; Chordata; Aves; Galliformes; Phasianidae
Source: RefSeq, a predicted model, not a curated record
CCCCUUGAUGAGUGAGUGUGGAGCUGUGGCUGCCAGCUGGUGGCAAAGGCACUUCUUGUCCCCAGCAUCCCCUCAUUGUGCGAGGGAUUCAUUCAACCUGCAGCCCCUGUGACAGCGCUCAGCUGAAAAAGCUUUGGCCAUCGAGUGGGAGAAAAUGUGAGACAUAAGCAUCCUCCUCGCCGCCUUUCCCACUUCAAGAACUCAAGGGAGCAACACUGCGACAAAAGAACACCUUCUGUUUAGCUCACGUCAACCUUGACAGCGCGCCUCAGUCCCACACGGCUGAUGAAGUGAACCUGCUGGAUAAAAUGACUUCCCAUGCACAGGACCUCAGCAAUGUUUCCUUCAGCUCCGAUGAGGCCAAUUGCAGCACACUGCAGAUCGGGCAGUACUCCACCCUCAGCAUUCCAACACAGGAGGUGUUUGGGGACAGGUUUGCAGACGAGCUGAGUGUGCUGAUGAAGCUCAGGUACUCAUUACAGGAGGACACCAGCCUGGUGACCAUCCUGAGCCAUCGGAGCCAUGUGCUCUUCCAGAUCCGGGUUAGCCCAUAUGGCUUGAUCUUUGUCACCACAAGGAGGAGACACUAUGAGUUCCCUGUUUCCCUGCUCAGUGAUGGGCGCUGGCAUAGAGUUGCUCUCAGCAUCUCCCAGGAGAGCCUGGAGCUGUAUGUGGAUUGUCGGCUGGUGGAGAGAGCCAGCUGGCCUGGCUACCUGGGGAUGGGUGUGAGCACCGAGGGGCUGCUCGUCAUCGGAGGUCUGGUGGAGUCCUUUGAGAUCCCCUUUGAGGGUGCUCUGCAGCAGCUGACCUUUGUGAUGGGGGAUGCAGCAGCAGCUGGUGAGCAUUGCCACAACCACGCUGUGAUAUGUGCACGCUCCUCUGGCAUCAGUCCUCCUCCAAGGGACCACUCUGCAACAAGGCCAGAGGUACCAAAAGAAACCAAUGAGAUCCAGGGGUCAUCAACUCAGGAUUCCAAACACCCCCAUUCAGAUUUGACCUUGGGCCCACAUUGGACAUGGAAGGGUGCCCAGGAGACCCUUAGCCUGCAUCCAGAUGGGAACGCCCGGACUUUGUUCUCUGCUGCUGAGGUGCCAACAUCUGAAGAGCAGGAGGAAGAAGAGGGAAGCCUUUCUAUUGAGGAUGAAGGCUUUGAGCUGUUGAACUUCACCUAUAAUAAAAUCACUGGCCCUGGCAGGCCAGGAAUCAGCAGGAGCAGACCACGGAUCAUUGGCAUCCCCGGGCCAUCAGCCAAGAAAGAACAAGCCUCUGACCCUGGGCAGGAGGAUAAUGUCACCACGGAGAAGCUGAAGGGCAAUGCAGACACCCACCUUCACCUCCCACCCAUCAAACCUGGCGGUGCCACCAAGCCCAUUGCCUCCUCCAAAGUGUCCCCAUUGAGACACCAGGCAGCUGCACCCAAGGGUUCCUCAGGGGUGGUUGCAGGGCAUCCAGAGCAUCCUCACACCCCCCUGGGUCACCCCAUCUUGCCAUCAGUACGUGGAUAUUGGGCUCAUGUGAAGCCAGGACCCCCAGGGCUGCCGGGACCUCCAGGGCUGCCAGGAUGCCCUGGGAGACGUGGACUUGUGGGCCCCAAAGGAGACAAAGGUCACGCUGGAGCCAUGGGGCGGAUGGGACCCCCAGGUGACCCAGGUCCUAUGGGCAUCCCUGGCAUCCCCACUGUUGUUCUAUGGAGGAACUCCCGUGAGGACUGGCUGAGCUUCACGCAAUCAUCCUUUUACCAGCUGCUGCACUCUGGCUGGCCGAGAAAACCCGGAGCCCCCGGCCCUCCAGGGCACCCAGGGAAAGCAGGCAUGCCGGGGCUGUGUGGAGAGCCGGGAGAGCCGGGGCAGAAGGGCCAUCGGGGGUACAUGGGCAAACCAGGGCUGCAGGGCUGGCCAGGUCGUGCAGGGCAGCCUGGCUUGGAUGGGUCCCCUGGCUUGGGGGGCAGACCUGGGCUGUGUGGGCUGCCUGGUGAGCAGGGGCUGCAGGGCUUCCGUGGGGACCGGGGGCUGGCUGGUGAGAAGGGAGAUGAGGGCUUCUUGGGUGACCCUGGACCUCCUGGGGAGAGAGGCGAGAAGGGAAUGAAGGGGGUGAAAGGGGAGAGUGGCCUGCCUGGUCCUGCUGGGGCUCACGGGAUGGCAGGUCUGAAGGGUGCGAUGGGCUUCCAGGGCCCUGCUGGGCCAGAGGGAGAAGGUGGUUCAGUGGGUGCCUCAGGCCCUGCUGGCCCCGUGGGCCAGCCAGGCCAGCCAGGCUCUGUAGGGUGCCAAGGAGUCAAUGGCUCUCAGGGAGAGAUGGGUCCUCCUGGCUUGCCUGGCCCCCGUGGACCCAAAGGGCCACAGGGCUUGCAGGGGCAACGUGGCCCCCCUGGCCUGGGGGGUGUGCAGGGUUCUGCUGGGAUGGAGGGAUCCUCCGGUCCCAAAGGAGACACUGGCACAGAGGGGGUCCCUGGAAUGAGAGGUCAACCAGGACAGGAGGGACUUGUGGGGUUUAUUGGCCUGCCAGGGUCCAAGGGCAUCCAAGGAGAGAAGGGCUGCCGGGGUCCCAGUGGAGCCAAGGGAGACCUGGGAGCUAAAGGAAGCAAGGGUCUGCAUGGAGCACCAGGAGCUGUGGGACCCCCAGGGCUGCGGGGCCAGAUGGGCUCAAUGGGCUUCCCUGGACCCCGUGGGGCAGCGGGACCACAGGGACCUGAGGGAGAAGAAGGGCAGAUGGGUCCAGUGGGGCUGAACAGCAGCGAAGGACCGAAGGGAGGCCGAGGACCCGAUGGCCCCAAGGGAAUGCCAGGACCACGGGGUGCCAGGGGCCGUGGGGGCCAGCGUGGACUGGUUGGAGUCCCAGGAGCGCCUGGCUCAAAAGGCAUCCCUGGAGCAGAAGGCACAGAAGGAAAGCCUGGUAUACAGGGUCCCCCCGGGGCUGUGGGCAGCCCAGGCAGGAUGGGAGCACCAGUGAGUAGAGCUGCUCGUCCUUCUGCCUCUUUACAGUCUAUCCACAUCUCUGUCCUUCUUCUGCAGCUCCGUGCCUGGCUCUGUGCCCUUGGGGUUGUGCUCUCAAAGGGUUUCCUAACACUCACUCUGCUGAGGAGUUUCUCCAUUCCCUGUGCUUCUGUGUUUGUUCUCCCUCUCUGUCUGCCAUCCUCAUGCUCCUCUCCCUUUCAUCCAGAGCUCAUCCUCUGCCCUUCCCCACAGGGCUUUGUUGGUGUGCAAGGGGGCAGAGGGCAUGCAGGACCUCCUGGACCCACAGGGCCCCAAGGAAAACCUGGAGCUGAUGGAGACCAGGGUUGCAUGGGUCCAAAGGGUCUGCCUGGGAAACCUGGCUUGGAGGGACCACAGGGGCCAGUCGGCAUGUAUGGCUACCCAGGACUGGCUGGAGACCGUGGGAAGCCAGGGCACAGGGGACAAAAGGGAGAAGCUGGAGCCCGAGGUCUACCAGGAUUCCCUGGAAAAGCUGGUCCCAAGGCCCCACCAGGCCCCCCCGGCCCACGAGGUGCUCCUGGCUCCCAGGGCAGAGCAGGAGAGCCGGGUCCUCGGGGGCUCCCAGGGCUGCGGGGAGCUCCUGGUGUGCGGGGGCUGCAUGGCGUGCCUGGGAAGCCCGGCUUAGUGGGGGAAAUGGGAGCACCUGGAGCAGCAGGGGCUGCUGGCCCCCCUGGGUACCCGGGCCAGGAAGGUCUGAGAGGACCCGAGGGGCCUUCAGGGAUGCGAGGCGAGCAGGGUGUUCCAGGGGAUCCCGGUGAAGUUGGUGUUAGUGGGCUGGAUGGUGAGCAGGGACCACCAGGACCUGUAGGAGCCGAGGGGCGACCAGGGCUUAAGGGCCAGCAGGGUGAUGCAGGACCUCGUGGAGCUCCGGGCGUCAGCGGUGCUUGCGGGGAGCGAGGGGAACGUGGGCCAACAGGGCUGCCAGGGGGAGCUGGGCAGCAGGGGAAGGAGGGGGAUGUUGGUGAUGCUGGAGAGCUGGGUGAGCCGGGAUUACGGGGACAAAAGGGAGAUGCUGGACCACGGGGCCCAACUGGAGCACCGGGACUGGGAGCUGCACCAGGGGAGGAUGGAGAGAAAGGUCGCAAAGGAGAGAAGGGCCGGGAGGGGCUGCUGGGCCAGCUCGGUGUCAGAGGUGCUGCAGGACCUGUCGGAUCCCAGGGACGCUCUGGUGGGACGGGGCUGCGAGGCCCCCCUGGGCUCCAUGGAUUGGAAGGAGUGAAGGGUGAUGCAGGACCCUGCGGCAGGGAUGGAGCUGCCGGAGCAGCUGGGCUGGAGGGACCUGCAGGAGAGGAUGGAGCAAAGGGAGACCGUGGCCAUCCUGGCCCUAUGGGCUCAGUGGGUGCACGUGGGCAGCCGGGUGGCCCUGGCUUCAAGGGCUACAUUGGACACAGAGGAGCUGGGGGAGCUGCAGGAACACGGGGGCAGCCGGGCAGAAAGGGUCCUAUUGGGCCUCCAGGCAAUGUUGGAGUGCCAGGGGCUGGUGGCAUUGAGGGCCUCAUGGGUGUUAAAGGGGAGCCAGGCACAGUGGGAGAACCAGGGCACAUGGGCUCUCCAGGACAAGCUGGUCCCCAAGGGCAGAAAGGUCACAAAGGAGAAAAGGGUGAUGUGGGGCAGGAAGGGCCAGAAGGAGCUGCUGGAGAAGCUGGCAGACGGGGCAAGCGAGGCAAGGUGGGGCACCGGGCCCAUAGGGGACCCCGCGGACCCAAGGGCCAUCAAGGCGACGAGGGGCUGGCAGGGCCCCAGGGACUACAAGGACUAUAUGGCAUCCCUGGGCUGAAGGGCUUCAGAGGAGACCCCGGACACAAAGGACCCAAGGGUGAGAAGGGCAGCAGGGGCCACCUGGGGCAGCCAGGGGACGAUGGCUUCAAGGGCAAGCACGGACCACAGGGCACUCCUGGGCAACCAGGGCCCAAGGGAGAGCAGGGUGACACUGGCCCCCCUGGCCCACGGGGUCUGCCUGGGCUCCCUGGGAAGCUGGGCUUGCCAGGACAGAAGGGACUGAAAGGUUUCCCGGGUCACCCAGGCACCAGGGGCAAACCAGGACCACCGGGGCUGGCUGGUCCCCCUGGUCCCAGCGGGCCAGCACUGAUGUUAUCUGAGGAGGAGCUAUGGCACCUGAUUUAUCCUGUCGACUGCCUGAACCGUAGCACAGUGCUGGACCUGCUGGACAACAUGAGCCGUGAGCUGAGAGCUCUCGUUGAGCAUCCUGAUGGAACCAAGGACAAACCUGCAGCCACCUGCAAGGAGCUGCUGCUGGCCCACCCCAACCUGCCCGAUGGGCAUUACUACAUUGACCCCAACCAGGGAAGCCCUCGCGAUGCCCUUGUGGCCUUCUGCAACUUCACAGCAGGGGGUGAGACCUGCAUACCCCCCGUGCACAACCAGGUCCCUAUCAAAGCCUGGCUGAACUCCUACACCUCUACACACAGCUUUGAGUGGUUCAGUGCUCUGCCUGGGGGCUUCAUGCUGGACUACACAGGGGCCAGCGUGGUGCAGCUGCGCUUCCUGCGCCUGCACAGCCAUAGGGCUGCACAGAAGGUCUCCUAUUCCUGCCGCCCCAUUCCCCACCACCGACAGCCCCAGAAGGAAAUCCGCUUUCUGGCUGACACCCGGGAGCAGAGCUACGUGGCCACACUGCAGGGCUGCCUGCUGGACAACGACUCCUCCAUCACUGACACCAUCUUCCACUUUGUGACGGAGGAGCUGACUCUGCUGCCCCUACGGGACCUGGCUGUGUUCCACGACGGCGAUGCCUCGCACCAAUUUGGGUUCACCAUCGGCCCCGUCUGCUUCAGCUGAGAGUCAGGCAGGGCUGGCCCUGAGGUGGGAUGCUGUGUUUGUAGCUGCGUUAUGCCACGGACUACACCUUCUUCUGGAGUAGAAGAACAUUGUUUACAAAGUCAUUUCUCUAUAAAUUAUAUAUAUAUGUAAUAUAUAUAUAUAU